AUGGAUUUUGACAUACAAGAAUAUAUCAAUAAGGAUUCUUUUAAAGAAGUAUGGCUCUCAUUGGUCGAUUACUCAAGAGGCCGAGCUCGCGCGCAAAACAUCAUUCGUUAUCGUGCCGUAAUCGAUCAGUACUUGGGUGAUUACCUUACAAUCACCAGCUACCAGAGGCCCAACUUCGUAUAUGCUCAGCAAUCUGCUAUAACCGAAGGCACCAAAAUCUACACAGCUUACGCCAACAACGUUCACCUUAGAUUUGGCCAGCACCUUCGACGUGCC
Molecule: messenger RNA, 276 nt
Organism: Rhizopus microsporus ATCC 52813
Lineage: Eukaryota; Fungi; Mucoromycota; Mucoromycetes; Mucorales; Rhizopodaceae
Exons: 1
Source: RefSeq, a predicted model, not a curated record